This is a messenger RNA of Solenopsis invicta (red fire ant), 1213 nucleotides long. RefSeq names its product translational activator of cytochrome c oxidase 1. The transcript has 4 exons. Bases 376 to 1161 code for a protein of 261 amino acids. Lineage: Eukaryota; Metazoa; Arthropoda; Insecta; Hymenoptera; Formicidae. The record is from RefSeq and is a predicted model, not a curated record. Gene Ontology annotation, cellular component: mitochondrion.
UUGCUCGAUCAGUAACAAGAUUUGUCGAUAAACAUUAAUUUCGCCAAAUAUAUCGUGUUUGAAUUAAUAAUUUUCAAAACUAAUUAGUAAUGCGAUUAAAUGAAUUGCCUGGAUAUGUACGAUAUUGUGUCAUGAUUUAAUGUCAAGUAUACGAACGAUAUGUGAUUCUAACCUCCUCGUUGACAGAUCUGUUUACAUUAGGAGCACUUUCUAUUUUUUUUCGUUAUUAAAAUAAAAUAAUCGCUUAUAUCGAAGAAAGAAAGAAAAACGAAAGGUAAAGCGUAGACGAUUCGGCAAAAGAAACCUUCGAACCUGACGUUUUGUCGUCUGCUACGAGAGACACCGUAAAUGCCGUAAACCGUAACCCAUCUUAAAAUGGCACAAGUGUUGUACGGAUUACUUAACAGACGUAUUUAUUUUCUGUCUAAACAUAGCAAAAGAUUCGCUGGCCAUAGCAAAUGGGCAAAUAUAAAACAUGCAAAGGAAGAAAAGGAUAACGAACGAAUGUUGUUGUUUCAUCAUCUGAAGAUGCAAAUGACAGUUGCUAUAAAAGAGGGUGGCAGUGCAAAGCCUAGUCAUAAUUUAAAAUUAUCACAAAUUAUCGAACGAGCUAAAAAGGCCAACAUGCCAGUGGCAUCGAUAAAGUCUUAUCUUGAGAGAAUGGAGUCACGUAAGAACAAGACUAAGACAGGUAUACAGGAAGUUCGUGGACCAAAUGGUUACGUCAUGCUUGUGAGCUAUACAACAGACAAUCCUAAGUUAUUUGAACUAGAACUUAAUUCAAAACUUAAAAAGACCAAAGGAAAAGCUACAGAUACCGCUGCCAUAAAGAUGUUUAGUCACAUAGGUAGUAUCAUAGUUGAAAAGAAAAGUAAUUUGGAUCAAGCUAUGGAGGAUGCCAUUAAUGUUGGUGCAGAAGAUGUAGAGGAAUUCAAAGAAAAUAAUACAGAAUACUUCCAGUUUAAAUGUGAUCCAAAGCAUUUGAGCAAGGUAAAACAUCUUUUAGAAGAGAAAGAAUACUGUGUGCUUUCAGCAGAAGAUGAUUAUGUACCAAAUAUUGUAAUACAAUUAAAUGAGUCAGAUUUGGAAGCCAUUUCUCAUAUUCACGAAAAAGUUUUAAGCUUAGAAGAUGUUAAUCAUAUACAUGACAAUUUACCAUAAUUUAUGAUGUUAAUUAAAAAUGUAUAUAAUAAAAAAAUAUCAAUCACUUGUA